Nicotiana tabacum (common tobacco) is the source of this 2462-nucleotide messenger RNA. RefSeq names its product pentatricopeptide repeat-containing protein At5g15010, mitochondrial-like. Gene Ontology annotation, molecular function: mRNA binding; protein binding. Gene Ontology annotation, biological process: mitochondrion organization; RNA processing. The record is from RefSeq and is a predicted model, not a curated record. NCBI's taxonomy places the organism in Eukaryota, Viridiplantae, Streptophyta, Magnoliopsida, Solanales, Solanaceae. Gene Ontology annotation, cellular component: mitochondrion.
UCAAUUUUGGGUUUUCACGGGAACGCGGCGUUCACACUUCAUAGGAGUGCAAAGUUUAUGAGAGGUAGCGCGUAAAAUUCAUUCAGUCAUUUCGUCGAACAGUUUCGUGAUAAAAUAUAGCUCGCUUCUUGUGGAUGGAAGUAGCUGAAUUGGAUUUAUGUCUCGAAAAAGACUUGCAUUCUCCUUCUUCCUUCGUGGGAAUCACGGUCACCACUAUCCCAAUUUGCCAAAAAGUAAUCUAAUUGGUCUUUCUCGAUCCACCAGUAGUGUCCUCGUUCCCCAGCGGAGUUUCCCACAUGGUUUUGCUCUCUCAAGGUCUAAUAGGGUUAAUUUCUUCAAUUCGGGAAUCAGGUUCUCUACUUUUUCUUCCUCAAGCAAUUCAUGCAGUGAUUCUGAACAGGAAGAUAGUAGUGAACAUUCAGUACUAGAUCAUAAAAAACCAUAUUCUGAUUUAGAUCUCGAAACUAUUGAAGCUAUUUUUAGAGAACCCGGAAGCAAUGCUGCUCAAGUGCAUAACAAGCUUGAGCAAUGUGGUGUAAGGCCCACACAAGAACUAGUAGCUGAGGUGCUUUCCCGUGUACGGAAUAACUGGGAAGUUGCAUUCACUUUCUUCAUUUGGGCCAGUAAACAAACAGGUUAUGUGCACUCUGUGCGUCAGUACCAUUCUAUGAUAUCUAUACUUGGCAAAAUGAGGAAGUUUGACACUGCGUGGUCAUUGAUUGAUGAAAUGAGAGGUGGGAAAGAUAGACCAUCUCUUGUGAAUCCUCAGACACUCUUGAUUAUGAUAAGGAAAUACUGUGCUAUUCAUGAUGUGGGGAAAGCUAUCAGUACUUUUUAUGCGUUUAAACGGUUUAAAUUCGAUAUGGGAAUGGAAGAAUUUCAAGAUCUUUUAUCCGCGCUUUGUCGCUACAAAAAUGUAAAAGACGCGGAGCACUUGCUUUUUUGCAAUAAGAAUGUUUUCCCGUUGAAUACCAAGAGUUUGAAUAUCAUUCUCAAUGGAUGGUGUCUUGCCCUUGAUGAUUUAAAUGAGGGAAAGAGAAUUUGGAGGUUCAUGAAGGAGAAAGGGAUUCCCCGUGAUGUUUUUUCGUAUUGUAGUAUCAUGUCUUGCUAUUCGAGAGCCGGUAGACUCAAUGUAGUGCUUAAGCUUUUCAAUGAGAUGAAAUUGAAUGGGGUUGCAGCGGAUGUUAAAGUACACAAUGCUGUGAUUCAUGCUCUUGCGAAAGGCAGGCUGGUUAAACAAGCUAGGAGUGUGAUGAAGAUGAUGGAAGAGAAUGAUCUCACUCCAAACACUGUUACUUAUAACUCAUUAAUCAUGCCUCUCUGCAAAGCUCGAUUGCUAGAUGAAGCUCAGGAGGUCUUCAAUGAGAUGAUUCAACGAGGCAUACAUCCUACUGUUCGAACUUACCAUGCAUUGCUUCGUUGCCUUAGGACGGGAGAAGAAGUGUUCGAGCACUUGCAGAAGAUGAAUAUGAUGGGCUGUAUUCCAACUCAUGACACUUAUAUAAUGUUAAUUCGGAAGUUCUGCCGAUGGUGCCAGCUUGAUAAUGUCUUCAAGCUGUGGGGCGAGAUGAGCAAGAAUGGCUUGGACCAUGAUCGGAGCUCAUACAUAGUGCUGAUACAUGGACUCUUUCUGAAUGGAAAAAUCGAGGAGUCAUACAAAUACUAUCAAGAAAUGAAGCAAAAAGGUUUAUUGUCGGAGCCCAAGAUAGAUGAGAUGCUUCAGGCUUGGGUAGCUGGCAGGAGCGAUUUUCAAGAGAAUAAAGUAAAAUGCAGUCAGGAGAACAAAGAGAGGGUCAAAUUUGAAAAAGCCGAUAAAGAAAGGGAUUACCUUAAAAUACCUGAAACACGAAGAGUUAUGAGAGAACGCGGCUUCUCCUUUUGGGAUUAGUAGAUUAGGUGUUGAUUGCUAAAUUAGCGUAGGGAUUCUGGCUCGGGUUCCUGACCAACAGGUGCACGAGGUUUCUUCCAUUUAGAUUGUUUUGCAGAAUGUUCUUGGUUUGCUACUGGUCCAUGUACUGGAAAUGUACGAUUAUGGAUAAAGCAAGUUGCUUCUCACAUAUACUUGGCAAUUCUUGUGAUCUGAGAUACUUGAUAUAAUUCAGUUACCUAUCCGUAGUUGUUUGUCUUAAGAAAUUCUCUUCACAUUUCCUAAGAUAACUCUGAUCCAUCGGAUUAUAUGCCAAAAACUUGAUUUGCCAUGUUAAUGCCGCAACGUACGUUUGUGUUUCCAUUCCAGAAGAAAAGGUUUUUGACUUUCCAUUGGUACAGGGGAGGAUUUUGGGACUUGAACAGGGAGUGAUCAGAGAAGAAACAAAACUUUGUAGAUGGUAUUUUCAAUUCAAUACUAGUGUUCCCUCUUCCCUUCAGUAUCGCUAGUUUGAAUGGUCAUGCCAUUUCCUUUUUUAAAACUUCGGAUAGAAUGUGGUUUUUGGUUAAUUAAUAAGCAUAUCGUCUGCUUCUGA